This is a messenger RNA of Saccharomyces kudriavzevii IFO 1802, 3546 nucleotides long. RefSeq names its product condensin subunit YCS4 (gene YCS4). Gene Ontology annotation, biological process: meiotic chromosome condensation; mitotic cell cycle; mitotic chromosome condensation. The transcript has a single exon. Bases 1 to 3546 code for a protein of 1181 amino acids. Lineage: Eukaryota; Fungi; Ascomycota; Saccharomycetes; Saccharomycetales; Saccharomycetaceae. The record is from RefSeq and is a predicted model, not a curated record. Gene Ontology annotation, cellular component: nucleus; condensed chromosome, centromeric region. Gene Ontology annotation, molecular function: histone binding.
AUGUCCGCUUUUAGCCUAUCCGAGUAUUUAACCAAGUUUCAGACAACAGAUCGGGAAUCGUAUCCUCGUUUGGAAGAUCCAUCCAGAGAAUUAAAUGUCAUCAUAGAUCAAUUGGCCGUUUCACCCGAACAAAUAGAUGCUAAUCAAGAGACAUUAGAGUUAUUGAUAGAUCUCUGCCACGACUAUCCGCAUUUAACACCGAAACUACAAACUCAAUUAAGUUAUUUGAUCAGUUCAUCUUUGUCGAAUCUUUCAAAGGAUAUUAGCGCUAAUUUGUCAUCGAAUAUCAACUUCCCUGAAAUCAGUGAGCUGAUACCGCAAUGGAAGAGGUAUUUAGAAGAAUAUGGUUACCUUAUUCAGGUACUUUUGACGUUUUUACAAGAUGAGUUACAUAAAAUCUCAUCGCAGUCUACUAAUUUAAACCGUUCUGCCAAGAACGGUAGAAACGAUAGUGCGAAUGUUGAAGUAUUCAGAAGGAAUUGUAAUCAACUGGAAAACCUACUUGAAUCUAUAAUAAAGCUCCUAGAGAUUAAUUUAUCUAAAAUAUUUCAGACAACUCCCGAGAAAGAUCUGUUCAUUGGUUUGUUUACAAGACCAUUGUUUGUGAUAUUGGAGAUUGAGCCCGUAACAAAAGUUCCAUCUGUAAAGCUGUUUAUUCAAAGAAUUAUAGCUAUGUGUGUUAAAAAUCAUGGACAAAGUUCGAGCAUACAAGGUUCAUUGAUGACAAAUUUAACUUAUUUUCUUCAUUUAUCGAUUUUCAAUGCAGAACUAUUAAAACUGUUAAACGAUGAAUACAACUACCCGCAGCUAACGGAAAACAUCUUAAAAGAAAUUAGCACUAGGGUCUUUAACGCUAAGGACACUACAGGCCCUAAGGCGAUCUCAAAUUUCUUAAUUAAACUGUCAGAACUAUCACCAGGAAUAAUGCUUCGACAAAUGAAUCUCGUAAUCACUUUACUCAAUAAUAGCUCUAUAACGCUGAGAUGUUCCGUCGUAGAAGCAUGCGGAAAUAUUGUAUCUGAAUUGGCUCAAGAUUCACAAAGUCUAGAACAUUAUAAACAACAAAUAGCGGUACUCAUCGAAUUACUGGAAGAAAGAUUUCAGGAUUCGAAUCCGUAUGUCAGAACGAAAGCAAUACAAGGAUGCUCAAAGAUUUGCGAUUUGAGCUCAAAAUUCAACAAGAGUAAAGCUAAAUUCACCACCCUAGCGGUAAGGUCACUGCAGGACCGGUCCUCUUUAGUUCGUAGAAACUCGGUUAAACUGCUGUCCAAAUUAUUGCUAAAACAUCCCUUCAAAGCAAUGCAUGGUAGUCAAUUGAAACUGAGCGAAUGGGAAGAACACCUCAAAGUAUCUGAAUCGCAAUUGAAAACCUCUUUGGAGCAAAUUGAAUCCCAAGAAACUUUGAAUGACGCAAUUGAGAGGUCUUUAAUUAAGGAAAAUGUGGAAGAAGACGAAGUACAACGUGGAACAAGAUUAGAGGAAUCUUUCAAUGAGGGCCCCGAACUUUCCAGGAUAGAAAAUGAGGUAGAAAAUAUAAAUACAACAAAUGCAGAUGGUGUUAUGAAACUAAAGUUAAUGAUUGUUUACUACAAAGACGCGAUUUCUUUCAUCAAUGACAUCCACAAAAGUAUUGAAUUGAUAUCAAAUUUGCUAUUUUCUAAAAAUAGAAAUGAAGUUUUAGAAUCAAUGGACUUCUUGGUCUUAGCAGAUGCAUUUGACAUUGAAUUAAGCGAGUUAGGUGUGAAGAAAAUGUUACAUUUAGUUUGGAUGAAGGGUACGAAUGAUGAGGGGACAAGUAUAUCAGCACACUUGAUAGAAUGCUACAAACAGCUAUUUUUAACAGCACCAGAUAGUUGUAAUAUGCGAGAGAAGACGGCACAUAUUGCCAAAAAUUUAAUUAAUUUGGCUAUCGGCGCAUCUAUUGCAGACUUGGCUUCUUUGGAACAAUUGCUGGGAAUGGUGUAUGAACAGAAUCUGAUUGAUCAGCAUGUCAUUAAUAUUCUUUGGGCGAUCUACAGUUCGGCGUCAAAGAACGAUACAGAAGUUGAGAAAGAUGGGUUUAGCAAUGAGCAAGCCAACGGUAACUCCGAAAGAGGAUUCUCUAAGGAGCAGAUCCAUGGUUCCAUCAUUAUUAUAGGAAUGUUAUCGCUAGCAGAUAAUGAAAUAGCGCUAAAGGGGUUGGAAUCGUUGCUAAAUAUUGGGCUUGGCAGCGUUGGCAUAAAAGAUCUGACCCUUUGUCGAUAUUCUUGUUUAGCGUUGGAGAGAAUGGUCCCGAAGAAAAGUACUAUCAUCACCAAAGCAAUAAAUCAAGAGCUUGAAGACGUUGCAGUUAAAAAGUUGUAUGCUAUGAUUAUCAACUAUACUAGAGAUAAUGAAUAUUAUCCCAUGUGUGAACAAGCUCUUAGCGCAUUGUUCACGAUAUCUUCUAAGCCAGACGUAUUAGCUACAGGUCUGAUUAGAGAAAAGACUAUGAUGACUUUUGGUAAACCAGAAGGAGAGGAUUCUAUUUUGUCGUUAGAACAAUCAUCUAGAGUAGUUUCUCUCAGUCAAUUGUUAUUCAUUGUUGGACAAGUGGCAAUUAAGACACUCGUUUACCUGGAAAAAUGUGAGGCUGAAUUCAAGAAAAGAAAAAUCGAGGCAGAAACUCGGAAUGGUAAGGAUAAAAGCCAAGAUGGUAAUAAAACGAACACUGCACAAGAUAAUGAUGACGUUAAAGAGUUGGAAAUGAUAGGGGGUACUAAUGAAGACGAUUUCACAGACGCUAUUCAAUUUGUAAAAGAAAAUGAAUUACUACUUGGAGAAAAAUCUAUUUUGGGGAAAUUUUGCCCUAUAGUGGAAGAGAUUGUUUCUAAUUCAAUUAGAUUUAGUGAUCCGAUGCUACAAAGAACAGCAACUUUAUGUUUGGAAAAACUGAUGUGUCUAUCAUCGAAAUACUGUGAAAAGAGACUACCGCUAUUGAUCACAGUAAUGGAAAAAUCGCCGGACCCAACUAUCCGCUCAAACGCCGUCUUAGGGUUGGGUGACAUGGCAGUAUGCUUCAACAACUUAGUAGAUGAGAACACGGAUUAUUUGUAUCGCCGCUUGCAUGAUGAAAACUUAAUGGUACAAAGGACAUGUUUAAUGACCGUUACAUUUUUGAUUUUAGCUGGCCAAGUUAAAGUAAAGGGCCAAUUAGGAGAAAUGGCUAAAUGCCUGGAUAAUCCAGAUCAAGGCAUAAGUGAUAUGUGUAGAUUAUUUUUCUCCGAGUUAGCUUCCAAGGACAAUGCCAUUUAUAAUGGAUUUAUUGAUAUUUUUGGUAAUCUAUCGUCAGAUGAUUUAUUGGGUAAAGAAAGUUUUAAGAGGAUCAUCAAAUUUUUGUUAACUUUCAUCGAUAAAGAAAGACAUCAAAAGCAAUUGAAUGAGAAAUUAGUUGGAAGGCUGAAGAAGUGUGAAACUCAAAAGCAAUGGGAUGAUAUUGCAUUCGUAUUGAAUAAUCUGCCAUAUAAGAAUGAAGAUGUCACUGCAUUAUUAGAGGAAGGUUUUAAAGUUGUGUCUGCAAAGGAGUAA